Molecule: messenger RNA, 1551 nt
Organism: Formica exsecta
Lineage: Eukaryota; Metazoa; Arthropoda; Insecta; Hymenoptera; Formicidae
Exons: 4
Coding region: 721-1551 (276 amino acids)
Source: RefSeq, a predicted model, not a curated record
AAUGUGCAAAGUCAGAAAUGUACAUUCGCAAAUACCUUUUACCUUAUGUCUGCGCUUCAAGUUCAAUGUCAGGACAAAUGUGUGUUUAAUUGUGUUUAAUCGUUUGACUCAGAACAUAUUUUGUAUAGCCAUUUAGAUCUUAUGACUCAUCGAUUAUUAAUAAUUGGAUAACGUGACAAUCUUCCUUCAAAGAUUAUUGAACUUGGUAUAUUUAAUCUCAUUCGCGUGUGAAACAUUUAUCGAAGACUAAUUAAGAAGCUCGAAUAAUUAAAGUACAUCACGAUUUUCUUGGCCGGAUAUCCGCCGCUGGCAGCGGCGAAUAUUCACAGCGAAAAGUGCAAGCUUUGUUACGCGAAAUAUUUCGUAACAGAUUUAUUGUGAAUCUUUUAAAUGUCUCCGGAAAUUCCGAAGGAAGCUUGCUUAAUCCUUUUCGAACCCAUUAGUAAAUGAUACUUCGCUCUUUUCCCUUUAAAUCUUUACGAAGAGGCCUGGAAUGCAUCAUAUGCAUUAGCGAACACAGUAAGGAUCAAAGUAACGAAAAGUGGACUAUGAUCUAGACUCAUUGUUAAUGUGGUGGCGAUAAGCUUUUUAUCACAAUACCUAUGUUUCCUUGACGUUAUAUAAGUUGAACGCAUCUGACGAGAAGGUUCAGUGAGGAGUGUCUUUGUUUUAAGGUUCUGUCUUGUUUACUUGUGACUCAAAAAAUUCUCAUAUAUAAAUAUGAAGUGGAUUCUCUUGUUGGCAAUAUUUGCCAUUGUGCAAUAUGGAGAGGUAGAAGGUUAUCCUCAAUAUAACAGCGCAGAAAAGGAUUUGCUUACCAUAGCUCAGGCACCAUUUAUGGAAAAACCAAUCAGAAAUUCGUUUGAAUUUCGUUCACUGACACCGAGAUCGACAUAUCCGAUAUUGUCAUAUUUAAACGAUGCAUUCAGUGAUAUUGUUUCUUAUAUCACAAAGAAAUUUGAGCUUUUGGAAACAGGCUACAACCAUCUUACUGACCGCUUAAAGGAGUUCAUCCAGGGUAAACUCUUGAAGCGUAUAUAUUCUAAUAUACAGGGUUCAGAAACAAAUAGCAAAAAAAAUAAAAAGGAUCCAUCUCCAUCAUUAGGGAAUACCAAUUCAAAUAACAAGACACAAACAAAUGUGAUUCUAACAACCCUUAAGCCCGACAAAUCGACGGACACCCCUACGCCGGAUAAAUCGACGAGCACUCAAAAGCCUGCGCCAGUUAAACAUGAUGACAAAAAGAAUAAACCAGAUGAUAAAAAAGAUCCAUUACAUACAUCUGAAACCGCAUCAAAUAACAAAAUACAAGAAAAUGUAACUCAAACAAUCCCGAAACCGGUUGAAUCGAUAGCUAUUCAAAAGCCGGUGCCAACUAAAAAUGACAGAGAAAAGAAGCCUACUGAACAAGAAGACAAGAAAGAUACGCUUGUACCAAUAAAAGAUGAUAAAAACAAGAAUGCGUUUGCGCCACCGAUUACUGAUAAGGAGGAAAUAGUGUCUAUUAAGCCGAAGGAUCAAGUUGAAUCAUCGACUAGAGAAUCCGNAUAA